Messenger RNA from Seminavis robusta, 1144 nucleotides. The record is from the annotation of a GenBank genome assembly. Lineage: Eukaryota; Bacillariophyta; Bacillariophyceae; Naviculales; Naviculaceae.
AAAACCAAGAUCGUACAGGUAGACAACACAAUAGCAUCAACAACUAGCUACUAAGAAUGGUGGAAGUGGAAGAAAUCGUGGAAGAGGAGGAAGUGCUUUCUCCCUCGCAAGAGCGUCUGUUGGAUGCCGAGGAGAUUGAAAAGGCGGCGUCGACUUUGACCCGUCCCACGGCACGAAUGCAGUUGGAGAGUGUGGCAAAAAAGCUGCGCAAGGAAGGAGAAGCACUCAAGCGAGUGGAAGCCAGUCGUGCGGCUGCUCCGCCCAAGGAAGAAAAGAAGACUCUCCCAGCAGCAGAAGAGACCAAGCCAGCAGCACCUCCGAAAACUACUAUUCCAGCAAGUCCUCCCGUGGUCAUCAUCAAUAACAACGCACACUUUGUGCCCAUUGACAAAUUCUCCUUUGAUGAUGGUGGCUACAGCGGCGCCUGGGUGACUUUGUACAUUGAUCUUCCAGGCGUUGGAUCGACGGUCGACAAGGAAAACAUUACCUGCCAAUUCACACCCAAUUCCUUUGAUCUUAUUGUCAAGGGAUACAAGGGAAAAUCCUACCGUCUCUACAAGGACAAUCUCGAAAAUGAAAUUGACGACUUCAAGAGUAAGCGAGUCGUCAAAGCCGACAAAAUUCUGGUCAAACUCGCCAAGAAAAAGACCGAUUAUGGAUCCUUUGAACAUUGGUCCAGUUUGACGGCCAAGCGAAAGAAACCCGGUAGCAAGGAAAAGGAUCCAUCCGCGGGAAUCAUGGGUCUCAUGAAGGAAAUGUACGAUUCCGGCGACGACAAGAUGAAAAAGGUCAUUGGAGAAACCAUGAUGAAGCAACGAGAGGGAAAGUUGGGGGAUGGCAUGGGAGGAAUGGGUGGUGGUCUAGGCGAUAUGGAUAUUUAGGUGGAUUGGAUUAUCUAAUCUAAUAGGAAUGAAUGGAGAAAACGCAAAACUACAAUCAACAAAAAAGAGACGGAAGCAAGCAAGCAAAUACGGCAUCACGAGGAUGUUUACGUCGUUGUCGCUUCGUGAAACACAUGCCUGAACCGAGCUUGUAGUGUUUUAGGACAGUCGAGAAAGUCUAGGUCUUGAGGAGGACAGUCACAUCUAGCUAUCUUAGAGCAAUAAACACAUAAUGAGCCUCUAGCCAAAAGUUUAGCUACAGG